Molecule: messenger RNA, 1168 nt
Organism: Exophiala mesophila
Lineage: Eukaryota; Fungi; Ascomycota; Eurotiomycetes; Chaetothyriales; Herpotrichiellaceae
Exons: 2
Coding region: 1-1101 (366 amino acids)
Cellular component (GO): membrane
Source: RefSeq, a predicted model, not a curated record
AUGGCCCUUCCCGUUGUCCAUACACUCACAGAGUGUGCAGACUUCCAAAACACCGUCGCACCCUUCAUUGACCAACUGCGACCUUUCCCUCAGGUGUUCUGGGAAUCGAUUGCCAAUUCUGCCGCCCUCAACCAACUUUAUGUCGACACCAAUCCACUGGUGACUUCGACAGCCUUCGCUCUGGCCCUUGCUCCGAUCUUUCUACUUGUGUCCGAGAUCAAUAGGAAUUAUUCCCAGGUCGAUCGCUUCUGGUCCAUUCUGCCCACUGUCUUCAAUUUCCACUAUGCGGUCUACGCUCGCGCGGCCGGUAUCGAUACCAAACGAGUGGAUGCUGUUUUAGCUGUCAGCAUGCUAUGGAGUGUGCGCUUGACCUACAACUACUAUCGAAAGGGCGGUUACAACGUUGGAACUGAGGACUAUCGAUGGGCUACUGUCAAGGCCACUAUCGGGGCGCCUCUCUUCUUCGUCAUGAACGUUGUCUUCAUCGCGUUCAUGCAGUGUAUUCUCCUUCUCGCCAUCACAACCCCAACUUACAUUUUGCUGUUGACCGGUCGCCUCGCCAGCAACAGCUCCUCGUCCCAAGGCUGGACGAUACUUGACCCAGUCCCGUAUGUUUUCAUGUUGGGCCUGAUUGGAAUCUCUUUCAUAGCCGAUCAACAACAAUGGGAUUUCCACAAGGCCAAGGCUGAAUACCAAAAGACUGCCAAAGUCCCAACAGACUACAGUCGUGCCGAGCUCGAUCGAGGCUUUUUGAGCUCUGGACUCUGGGCAUAUUCCAGGCACCCAAACUUCACGGCUGAACAAGGCGUUUGGGUCGUUUUAUACAUCUGGUCCUGCAUCGCCUCCCAGACAUUAUACAACUGGACAGGAGUUGGCGCCUUUUCAUACCUCUGCCUGUUCCAAGCCAGUACAUGGUUGACUGAGCUCUUGUCGUCACGAAAGUACCCGGAGUACAAGGUUUAUCAACGUUACGUGGGCAAAUUUCUACCCAUCCCAGGCAUGUCAGCCAAAUUUCCCGUAUCGGCUUCAAAACCUGUCAAUGGUUCUGUGACGGCCACUAGCGACGCAACCAAAGCCAGAGCGAGGUAUGACCUCCGCUGAAAUCCCUGAAUUAUGAUGAAUUUAGAGUCCUCGAGGCUGUCGUUGGAUAUAAGACUGUCAAUAGGGG